CCACCUCUGCCUUGUCGGCUGUGCGUCCCAUGCGAUCGAGGGCUUCACCUGAGAGCAGACGCUACCUGCCAUCCUGUAGGGGGGCUGCGGGUGCCAGAUCACUUCCACGCCAACCUCAACUCAUCCCGCUGGAGUAAGGAGAGAAAGAAGCCAGCGUGGAGAUAUGAACGACUCUCUGCCGGCGAAUGACUCCUCGGCUGCGGACGCUCUGCCGUGGAUGGAGGCGGACUCGCCGGGGCUCAACGGCACCCUGGAGUUCUCCACCGCCCCCUUCAUGUUCCCGGUCAACCCGUGGGACAUCAUGCUGUGCAUGUCGGGCACGGUCAUCGCCUGCGAGAACGCCAUCGUGGUGGCCAUCAUCUUCUACACGCCCACGCUUAGGACUCCCAUGUUUGUGCUCAUCGGGAGCCUGGCCACGGCCGACCUGCUGGCCGGCGUGGGAUUAAUCCUCAACUUCGUCUUUCAGUACGUGAUCUCGUCCCAGACUGUGAGUCUUGUGACUGUGGGCUUCCUGGUGGCGUCUUUCACGGCGUCCAUCAUCAGCCUCUUGGCCAUCACCAUCGACCGCUACUUCUCCCUCUACAACGCCCUCACCUACUUCUCAGAGAAGACCCUUCAGUACGUGCACCUGAUGCUGGUGGGCACCUGGGGGGUGUCCCUGUUCCUGGGCCUGCUGCCGGUCCUGGGCUGGAACUGCCUGGACGAGCCGGCCUCUUGCAGCAUCGUGCGACCUUUGACCCGCAGCAACUUGACUCUGCUGGCCGUGUCCUUCUUCGUCAUCUUCAUGCUCAUGCUGACUCUCUACUUCAAGAUCUGCAAGAUCGUGUGCCGCCACGCCCACCAGAUCGCACUGCAGCAGCACUUCUUCGCCACCUCGCACUACGUGGCCACCAAGAAGGGCGUGUCCACAUUGGCCAUCAUUUUGGGGACGUUCGGCGCCAGUUGGCUGCCCUUCGCCAUCUACUGCUUGGUGGGCGAGCGGGAGUACCCGUCAGUGUACACUUACGCCACGCUGCUGCCGGCUACCUACAACUCUAUGAUCAACCCCAUUAUCUACGCUUACAGAAACACAGAAAUCCAGCGCUCCAUCUACAUACUCCUCUGUGGCUGCUUCCGGCCCAACGCCGCCUACCGCUCCAGGUCGCCCAGUGAGGUCUGAGCCCACUGGUGCUCCUGUAGGGGGCGCAGAACAAAGUAUCACUUGACCACGGACUCUCUGAAGACUUCACCAACACAAGCGCUGUCUCAUGUAUUCGGUGCUACCACUUUACAACAAGGCUAGGGCUUAAUACAUUGCCUAGUCAUUAGCUUUACCACAUUAGGUCGUAUUGUUACGAGAAAAAAAUGUGUAACAUUAGUAUGUAAAUGAAUUGACGUACUUCAAGGAUAAGGUUUUUAUUGUAAGAAGAACACAGCGGCCAGGUUAAUUUGGAACGUUACGACUACCUACCGUGAAAUGUACCGCAAUUUACUCGUAAUGUUACGAAAAAGUCGUGGGGUUGUAAUGUUAUGAGGUCAGAGUUGUUGUGGUAUGAAAAAAAAGUUGCAAUUUUACAACUUUGAAGUCAUAACGUUCCGAGUAAAUACUUGUAAUUAUGCGAGAAAAGUCACGACUUAAGUUGAAAUGUUACGAGGAAAAAGUAUCCUAGUCAUUAGCUUCACCACUUUAAGUCGUAUUGUUGCGAGAAAAAAUGUGUAGCAUUAUUACGUAAAUUAAUUGACGUACUUCAAAGAUAAGGUUUUUAUUGUAAGAAGAACACAGUGGCUAGGUUCAUUUGGAACGUCACGACGACAUAUCGUGAAAUGUACCGCAAUUUACUCGUAAUGUUACGAAAAAGUCGUGGAGUUGUAAUGUUAUAAGGUCAGAGUUGCGGUACGAAAAAAAGUUGCAAUUUUACAACUUUGAAGUCAUGAUGUUCCAAGGAAAUACUUGUAAUCAUGCGAGAAAAGUCACGACUUAAGUUGAAAUGUUACAAGGAAAAAGUCUCCUAGUCAUUAGCUUUACCACUUUAAGUCGUAUUGUUGCGAGACAAAAUGUGUAGCAUUAUUACGUAAAUGAAUUGACGUACUUCAAGGAUAAGGCUUUUAUUGUAAGAAGAACACAGUGGUCAGGUUAAUUUGGAACGUUACGACGACAUAUCGUGAAAUGUACCGCAGUUUACUCGUAAUGUUACAAAAAAAUUGUGGAGUUGUAAUGUUAUGAUGUCAGAGUUGUUGUGGUACGAAAAAAAAGUUGCAAUGUUACGCCUUUGAAGUCAUAACAUUCUGAGUAAAUAGUGUUACGAGGGAAAAGUCGCAACGUUACGUUACAAGAUAAAGUCAUCAUGCUGCCAAAAAGAAGUCAGAGGCCGUAAUGGUAUGACUUUUAAGAUAUUUUGCAAUUUACGCAAAGAAUCUACAACAUUACGAAAAAAGUUGCACCACUUGAGAUUGAUUUGUUAUCUUGGGUUAGAAAAAUUGUGAUGUAACGAGAUUUAAGUCGUAACAUUACCAGAUUCGGGUUAUAAUGUCACGAGUAGCUACGAGACAAGUCGUAACGUGGCAAGAUUAAUAAGUCAUGCUAUGACACCCGAGUCAUAAUAUUACAGGGCUGAAAUUGUAACGUUGAAGUUUCAUCUUGCACAACAUUGCAACUUUUUUCUUGGAAAAAAAACUAGAAAAUGUUAACAUUUCAACUAUUUUAUUGUGUUCCUCCUUAGUACCUGUUCAGGAGCAAUAGAACACAUUUUUUUUCUCUCACAUUACGACUUAAAAAUGUUUUGUUUGUUCUUUUAAAAAGAAUUGUGGAAGUUUCACAAUUAAAAACAAAAUCUUCAUUAUGACUUUUUUUUUCUCCUCACUUUAUUCUCCCCCAUGUGUAUUGCUAAAACCAAAUGUAUGAUUUACAAAAACAUAUUCCUUGGCUGUAAAGUGGUGCCCAUCCAGUAUCUGCACUUUAACAUUUGUCAACAAACUGAAGAGAGAAACGCUGUGAACAAGAAAAGUCUGUGAAAAAAAACCAAACACCUGUGAAUGUACCUAAAAGACAAACGGAAUGGAAAACCUGCACUUUAUUCAAUGUUUAGUGUGUUUGUUUCUAUUUGGGAAUGCCAAAGCAGUAUUGUCUAGUCCAGUCCCUAUUGUAUUGUGAACUGUGUGCCAUUUUUUAAAUUUAUUUUGUAUUUGUUUUUGUCUUUGCUGUGUAUUUUC
This is a messenger RNA of Entelurus aequoreus (snake pipefish), 3189 nucleotides long. Its product is annotated as G-protein coupled receptor 6. Gene Ontology annotation, cellular component: membrane. The transcript has 2 exons. Gene Ontology annotation, biological process: G protein-coupled receptor signaling pathway. The record is from RefSeq and is a predicted model, not a curated record. Gene Ontology annotation, molecular function: sphingosine-1-phosphate receptor activity. NCBI's taxonomy places the organism in Eukaryota, Metazoa, Chordata, Actinopteri, Syngnathiformes, Syngnathidae. Bases 164 to 1159 code for a protein of 331 amino acids.